GCCUGGAGUUGGAGUUGCGGCAGAGGUUGAGGGAUAGGCCUGCAGAGCAGCGGAGCGGCAGUGGGUGGGGAAAACGGUGGGAAAGGUCGUUGCAGUUUGUGUUUCUUGCGAAGCCACUCGGGGCCGAGGCUCGGUUGAGACCGAAAGCAGGAGUUGCUCUGAUUGCCGGCAGACCAGGGUUCGGCGACGAUGCCCCUGCGAGGGACCGACAACAGGGCCGAUGUGGGGGCCGCUGGCAGCGUGUGGAGCGCACGGGGCUGAGGGUUGCUGCGGAGUCCGGGAUAAAUAUUUGGAUGACUGAAAAUGGAACAAGAUCUAAGUGAGCAGGUUUCUCCGCAGGUCAAUGAACAGCUGUUGUGCAGCGAUGAUAAUAAAGAAAAUUUGUUGAUUGACAAUUCCACAAGUGAUGCAGCAGAAACAAACCCAUUCAAUAACACAUGUCAUGAAUCCGAAACUGACUCAAAAGCCAAAGUACUGAGAGUGGAUAUAAGUACAAAAGAUGAAGUUGGAACUGCUGAGGUCGAAUUGAAGACGCAGGAGGUUGAACAGAGUAUGAAUAAUGUGACAGACCAGGGUGGAAGUGGAGAACCUUGUGCUUUAAUUGCAUUUAAAACUGAUACAGGAAAAGAAUCAGAAAUUAGGUCGGAGGAUGCUGACUGUACAGAAUUGAGUAGAAUUGUCAAUCAAAAAUACAGUCCUACAUCAGAGACAUCAAAACAGACAGAUCCUAUUAAUUGGACCAAAUGCACAUCAUCCCCCUCUAACAAAUUUGAAUCUGAAAGUCCCUUUGAUACAAAAGUAACCAAGGACCUGAUGUCCAGGAUGGAGCAAGAAUCCUCUCAGGAUGCAUUGUUGGAUGAGUUAGAAUCGGAGUUCAACAUGUUUUCAACAGAAUCCUCUGUGAGCUGCAGUUUACCCAAUGGAAUUACGAAAGAAAACGGUGCCGUAAUCAUGUUGAAUGAGUCCAUACAAAGUAAAUUUCUUCAACAAGAAAAGAAAAUAAACAAACUGAUGGAAGAAAACAGAAAACAUCAGGAAAUGAUUGUUGAGAUAUGUGCAGAGAAAGACAACUUGAAAGAUGAAUUGAAGAAACGGUCUGAAACAGAAAAGCAACACAUCACCACCAUAAAACAGAUGGAAACCCAAGUCGAAGAUCUCAUGAAGGAAAUAAAAAUGACAAAGGAGCGAUUGAUCUCUCAGGAUGCUGCUGCCAAAAAUGCCAUUCACCAGUUGCAACGAAAUGUAACUUUUCGGAUAGAACAAACAAACAAAAAAUGUGAGGAGGCUCGUCAGGAGAAAGAAGCGAUGGUAAUGAAGUACGUUAGAGGAGAGAAAGAAGCCCUUGACCUUCGAAAAGAGAAGGAAGGAAUUGAAAAAAAAUUAAGGGAUGCAAACAGAGAACUGGAGAAGUUGACAAUGAAGACCAAACAACUCUCACAAGAGAAGACAAGAUUACAGCAACUCUAUGAGGCAAAGGAAGGCGAAGCUGCAAAGCUCAACAAAGAUGUUGAAAAACUAAAAGAAGACAUCAACUCCAACAUCAUCAAAGUGAAAUGGGCUCAGAACAAAUUGAAAAGUGAAAUGGAUACACACAAGGAAACCAGAGAAAAAUUGAAGGAAGCAACAGUCAAAUUAACUCAGGCUAAAGAAGAGGCUGAACAAAUUCGAAGAAACUGUCAAGACAUCAUCAAAACCUAUCAGGAGUCGGAGGAAAUUCGAUCCAAUGAGUUGGAUGCUAAACUGCGUGAAACUAAAGGAGAACUAGAAAAACACUUACAGGAACAGUCUGAUCAAAUGGAGAUUCGCCAUGCUAAAAUAAAGGAACUUGAUGAUCUGAAAAAAACAUUCAAGGAAGGAAUGGAUGAGUUGCAUACUUUGAGAACUAAGGUAAGGUGUCUUGAGGAUGAGCGUUUGAGGACUGAAGAUGAACUGUCAAAAUAUAAAGAAAUUAUCAAUCGGCAGAAAGCAGAAUGCCAGUCUUUGCAUGAACGAGUAAAGAUUGUAAACCUCUUGGAAGAACAGCUUGAAAGAAAUGAACAAGAGCUUCAGACAUCAAAAGAGGAGGUUGACAGCCUGAACGCACUCGUUACAGAUCUGCAGGAAGACAUUGAAGGGAGUCGCAAAAAGGAAUCCGAGUUGCUUCUGUUUACAGAGAGGCUGACCAGCAAAAAUGCCCAACUUCAGUCUGAGAACAACACGUUGCAGAUGCAGCUUGACAAGCUGAAUAUUCGUGAGCGGGAGCUAAGUGUGCAACUUGAAGAGUUAGGACACACUAAUGUUGAAUUGAUGGACAGACUACAGAAAGAACAGGAACUGCGUCAGCAAGAUGUGAAAGCUCUGCAGAAUGAGGUGACCUCUGAACGGAAAGAAGUGAGUCAAUUGAAUUUACAAGUGGAAGAGCUUAAAGAUGAGCUUGUCACGCAGAAACGAAAGAAAGCGAGUAACAUUAAAGACCUCACAAAACAGCUUCAGCAAGCACGACGGCGGUUAGAGCAAAUAGACAAUGGCAGUUAUGACAGCAAGGAGGCCAGCAGCAUGGGAAGUCGUUCAAGUUCAUCAGGUAAAAGAAAAAGUUCUCUUGAUGCUCGGUGCAAUAAAGAAGAGCGAUCUCCAGAGAAUACUGGUUGUAUUGUGCAGGCCGACAGUUUCCCUGAAGUGGACAAGACUGUACUGAUAGAACGUAUUGUGCGACUGCAAAAAGCUCACGCACGUAAAAAUGAAAAAAUUGAAUUUAUGGAGGACCAUAUUAAACAGCUGGUGGAGGAAAUCCGAAAGAAAACCAGAAUCAUUCAGACAUAUGUUCUGAGGGAAGAAUCUGGUGCACUGUCCUCAGAAGCAUCUGAUUUCAAUAAGGCCCAGUUGAGCAGACGUGGAGGAAUCAUGGCUUCACUUUAUACAUCACAUCCAGCAGACAGUGGGUUAACAAUGGAGCUCUCAUUGGAAAUCAACAGGAAGUUGCAAGCUGUGCUCGAAGACACAUUGUUAAAGAAUAUAACACUAAAGGAAAACUUGCAGACGCUGGGAACAGAAAUAGAACGUCUGAUCAAGUGCCAGCAUGAAUUACAGCAGCAACUAAAGCAUUGAAUUGGCACUGAUGUCUGUUUAAGCAACUCCAUUGUGAAUUCAAGAGAACAGGUGCUGGACAGGCAAAGAACUCACAUCACUCAUGACUCGGACAAGUAUAUCUUAUCUGCAGCCUGCAAGAAGAUAAUGUUGCUUCCCCCAACAUGCAGGUUUGAAAUAUUCAGUAUGCUGCAAUGAACUGAUUUUUCUGGAACCUUACUUUCUGAAACGAAUUUUCAGUUAACAUUUCUAAAUUUCCACGUGCAUUCCUGUGAUCUGCUACAAAAAUAAUGAAAGAUGACUGCUGAACCUGCAAGCAUAGUAAUUAGUGGAUAUUGGCCAUUCUUCUGUGCUCUUUGGUCUUUAAGGAAAAAAAAGCAAUGAACAUUGUGCAUUCUUACUUGAGCAUAGUUUUUUUUUCUGACAUUUUUGGGGACUGGGGUGCAAUUAUACAGAGUGGCACCUGAUCAUUUUUUUUAGCAGACCGCUAAAGUGACUUUUAAUUUUGGAGCCAAUUUGAAUUAAUGGUAAACUGAAUUCCUACACUGCUGAGGCAAAUAAAGUGCGUACCCAUCCUGAUGUCUGCCAAAUCUUGCUUUCUUGCUUUGACACGAAAGCUUCUCCAUGACAUUUCUGCUAUUGAGCUUUCAUUUCCAUUUACAUUGCAAUAUGAAUGUAUUGUUUGGUAACCUGAACUACUGAUGCAAUUAACUGAUCCAUAAACCAAUCCAUAAAUUGGUUUAGUUAUUGAAUAAUCAAAUGUCCUUGUGAAACAAGUUUCCAAUACGAUAAUAGUAUGUUAUAAAUGCUGAUUAUUGCAGAAUAGUUCAAUUUUUAAAAUUAGAUUUUGAAAGCAGGAUGAUCAUGUUUUGUUAAAAAGGAAACUAAGAAGGUGUUCAGAGUAAUUAUGAAUUAUUUGAUUCAUAACUAGUUACCCAUUUCUUACAAAUGGUGUGCAUUCAUCAAUCCAACAACUUCAAAUUUGUCAGUCAUCUAAUCAAUACUCUUGUUUAAUCAGGAAUUUGAUGUUACCAUUGUAUGAAAGUUGACUAUUUUAUAUGAAACCAAAUUACUCCCUGCAAAAUGUAAUAGAAAUGCACUUUAAACUUAAAUUAUUGCUUUCCAAAUUGCACAGUAUGUAUCUGUUAUGGAUCAUAGUCCAUAUACCUUUUUAAUUUUUUCCACCUUUUUCAGUUUGUUUCUUUUGCAAUACAUUCAUAAUGUUGUGAAAGUGAUGUUGUAGUUUAUUCUGAAAAUUAAUUUGUAUAAUUAAGUUGUAGAUACAUUUCUGUAUAAAGAGCACAGUUUUUAAAGUGUUAAUCUAUAAUAUGUAUAUAUGGAAUACUGGAUUAAUAAAUUACAUUGUCUUAUUUUGUUAUGCUAG
This is a messenger RNA of Hemiscyllium ocellatum (epaulette shark), 4447 nucleotides long. RefSeq names its product coiled-coil domain-containing protein 186 (gene ccdc186). Bases 304 to 3084 code for a protein of 926 amino acids. Lineage: Eukaryota; Metazoa; Chordata; Chondrichthyes; Orectolobiformes; Hemiscylliidae. Gene Ontology annotation, molecular function: small GTPase binding. Gene Ontology annotation, biological process: vesicle cytoskeletal trafficking. The record is from RefSeq and is a predicted model, not a curated record. The transcript has 16 exons. Gene Ontology annotation, cellular component: trans-Golgi network.